UUCGCGCUAGCGCACAGGUGUGAGCCAAACCGGGAGUUCGGGAGCUUCCCUGCUGGCAGGCCAAUUCAGUCGACUGCUCUGGAUCUGGUGGCACAGAUCUUCGCCCGCAUGCCGUGCGUGGAGGAUCUCGUUCGCGGUCGCAGCCACUGCGGUACUCUCAGCUCUGCUGAUGCAAUCUAUAAUUGAAUCACGCGUCUAUUUGGCCUUUGGCCCUUUAUAUUGGACCUUUGUGCGCAGACACAGUGAUGAUCAACAAGGCCCUCCCAUACUAUCUUGAGGACCGUUCCGGCUCGUACGCGGGCUCCGACUUCGACGACAUCUAUGACCGUCUCUUCCUUCGUGUGUCGCGACCACCAGGGAGUGCCACGGAUGGCCCGCCCAACGCCCUCAUGAUAUACAACGUCGGCCGUCGGUCGUCGAACCAACGAGAUUACCGACCAUUACAGCGUGAACCCUCUGUCGCCCUCGAGUUCGGGCCCAGCGGAACGCUGGGACAGAUCUCUUUCAUGGGCACGUCUGUCUCUAUGCCCAUGAACCAGUACCUGAAGAAGGUCUCACUGUUUGGAGGAUCGCUCAUUCGAAAGUUCCGAGCUUCAAAUGGCGAGGAGUACAAAUGGACGUACAAGACCGAGUCGGAGCAUCAGUGGUCGUGCACUGACUCAGGCAACUAUGUUGUGGCUCAUUACAACCUGAAGCCUCCAAACAAGCCAGCGUUCCGGACGUCUGGCAACAUGUUGACUAUCAACGAGACGCACGCGAGCCUAGCGAUCGGUGAGCUUCUGGCGUCAUUGACCAUCAUGCGUCACGUCGCUGCCUACCAUCUAUGACGGGACCCGAACAAGACGUGUAUACCGAAAGCGCGACUCGUCGAGCAUCACCCAUCGCAGCUUUGAGGUAUUGCCGCAGUAACCUCGGGGCCAACAUGAAGUAUGAUACCAGACUGCGGCAUAAUAUUGAAGGGACACUUACCGUAGAGCGAGGACCCAAGUAAUCUGGCCUCAGAGCCGGUAUGCAUUGUACAAUAGCAGCAACAUGAUCGGAAGCAACUGUGUAUGCAUGUGUACUAUUACGACUUAUCUGCAGGCGUAUUCGCCCUAAGCCCCCGAUGACGUGUGGUGUG
Fomitopsis serialis is the source of this 1120-nucleotide messenger RNA. RefSeq lists its product as uncharacterized. The coding region runs from base 246 to 827 and encodes 193 amino acids. The record is from RefSeq and is a predicted model, not a curated record. The transcript is spliced from 5 exons. NCBI's taxonomy places the organism in Eukaryota, Fungi, Basidiomycota, Agaricomycetes, Polyporales, Fomitopsidaceae.